Molecule: messenger RNA, 4035 nt
Organism: Struthio camelus australis
Lineage: Eukaryota; Metazoa; Chordata; Aves; Struthioniformes; Struthionidae
Source: RefSeq, a predicted model, not a curated record
CCCUCUCCUCCAGGCUCGCUAGGGGGAGGUCAGGACUCCCCUGCCCCGUGGCGGCAGGGAGGAAAGGCCAACGGCUGCCCUUCACCGCUCCCUUCCCCGCCCCCUCCUCACGGGCCGUGCAGGAGCAGCCCCUUAGAUUUCUAGAAAUGACUGAAAUGAAGAUAGCUAACAGCGUAACAGUCAACCUUUAGUAUUUCUGUUUGACCCCAGGGUUCAGUCUUGCAAGCAGUUGUGUAUGGAAGCAGUUUGGUGUUUCAGAAAUCUCGUGUAAGAUUACUCAUGUUUGUGGAAUCUGGGUGUCAGAUGGUACAGGUUUUGAACGCCUAAACUAAUUUGAGCAUGAUUUUCAGAAGAGCUAAAUAUCCACAGCAGUAAUCAUUUGGGGCUGUGAGUGCUCAGCAUCUUUGAAAGGUGAGCAUUGACAUCAGCUCCCACCAGUUGCAACAUGCAGCUGUGUUCAACUGUUGAAAUACUAAAGAAAACACCGUGAGCAACAACCAUCCUUCCAAGAAAGAGUGAGUGUUUAUAUCCUUCAAAAUGCCCAACUCCAAUGCUAAAUCUCACCGUAGCCUUAGAGGUGGUCAGGAAGCUGGCAGGCGGGAGCUGAUUUCCAGAUCUUUACAGAGUGCUCAACAUUGCCUGGAGGACCAUGAUUUUGGAACUGCAUAUGCUCACUAUUUGCUGGUGCUAAAUCUAGCUCCUGAGUUAAAACCUACUGUCAAAGAAACAUUCCAAUUUACUCUCUUUAAAUGGGCAGAAGAGCUAGAUUCUUUAGCACGAAUUCAAGAUUUAUUUAACUGUUAUGAACAGGCACUUGAACUGUAUCCCAAUGAUGAAGUGAUAUGUAACAGUAUGGGAGAACAUCUUUUCAGAAUGGGCUUUAGAGAUGAAGCAGCUGGAUAUUUUCACAAAGCGGUGAAGCUUAACCCAGAUUUUGCUGAUGCAAAGGAGAAUUUUUACCGUGUUGCAAACUGGCUUGUGGAACGUUGGCACUUCAUCAUGCUCAAUGAUACCAAGAGGAAUCUUACUUACCUAAAAGCAAUAGAGAAUGUGAUCCGCUCCGGGUGUAAAUCUGUUCUUGAUAUUGGAACAGGAACAGGAAUCUUGAGUAUGUUUGCAAAAAAGGCAGGAGCAUCUUAUGUCUAUGCCUGUGAAUUGUCAAAAACCAUGUAUGAACUUGCUUGUGAUGUGGUGGCAGCAAAUAAUAUGGGAAGUGAGAUCAAAAUUCUCCAUUUGAAGUCACUUGAUAUAGAAAUUCCAAAGCACAUACCUGAAAGAGUUUCCUUGGUUGUCACAGAAACUGUUGAUGCGGGUUUGUUUGGAGAAGGCAUUGUGGAGAGCUUGAUACAUGCUUGGGAGCAUCUGCUCUUACAACCAAAGCCCAAAAAUCAAGAUAUCCAUACUAAAGAGUAUGGCCAAGUUAUUCCCGCAAGUGCUACGAUAUUUGGGAUGGCAGUAGAAUGCAAAGAGAUACGUAGACAUCACAGAGUGGGAACGCAAGAAAUCGCUGGUGUACGCUUGGCAAAUUCAGUGCAGUUCUUUAGUCCAACAUAUGCCUCUGUUAGUUCGGAGGAAACUGUUGAACCUUACACCACCGAAAAGCUUAGUCGAGUUCCUGGAGGUUAUGUACCUCUGACAGAACCCUUUCAAGUAAUGACUGUGGAUUUCAACAAUCUGCAGGAGCUGAAAAGCCUUGCAGGUAGAAAGCCUUGGAAGCUCAGCCUACCAGUCACCCAAGGAGGAAUCCUAGAUGCUAUUGUGGUCUGGUUUGUACUACAGCUUGAUGAUGAGCAUGCUCUGUCUACAAGUCCCAGUGAGGAAUCUUGUUGGGAACAGGCAGUCUAUCCUGUACAGGAUCUCCCUGAUUACUCCGUGAAGCCUGGAGAUACUGUUACAAUGGAAGUUUGCUGCCAAGACUGCUACUUGAAGAUCCAGAAGAUUUCCUUUUGGACUUCAGAAUGUGGGAUGGACUUCAGUUACAGAGAAGAUGCACUGAGUUUGGGCAAUGAGGCUGAAUUAUGUAAUGCUCUAGCUAGUCUUCAAACAACUAGCAAACAGGAUGGCAAAGGUCGAGUGUGUGUGUUAGAAUCCACAGAAAUAACUCUGCUGAACAAUGUACCAUACCAUGAAUGCUUUAAAGCUGCCAUUGUCAAAGUGCUGUCUUCAUUAAACGCAGGUAAAGACUUGCAGACCAUGGAUGUUGAUGGACAUGGUAGUGGGUUGAACCUUCAAGAGUCUCAAAACCGGAGCGCUCUAGAUGCGGCUCCUGAUCCUUUGUAUGUAUUAGAUGUAUCUGAGGGCUUCUCUAUCCUACCAAUUAUAGCUGGCAAACUUGGACCGGUUAAAGCUUACAGUUCUGUUGAGAAAGAGCAGCAUCAAACAGCCCUUAACAUAAUUUCAGAAGCUAACCAUUUCCCUAAAGAAACAUUAGAAUUUUGGCUCAGCCACUUAGAAGAUGAAAAUGUGGUGUUACAGAGACCAAAAUCGGACAAAUUGUGGAGUAUUAUUAUCUUGGAUGUUAUAGAGACAUCUGGUUUAAUCCAGCAGGAGGUGAUGGAAAAGGCUGCAAUAUCCAGAUGUUUACUUCACAGUGGAGGAAAGAUAUUCCCACAAUAUGUAUUGAUGUAUGGGAUGCUUGUAGAAUCACAGUCCCUGUUACUGGAGAGUGCUGUUCAAGGAACAGAACCAACUCUUGGGUUUAAUAUAGCCCCUUUCAUCAACCAGUUCAAGGUACCUGUUCGUGUGUAUUUGGAUCUCUCUACGUUGCCCUGUCUACCCUUGAGCAAGCCAGCAGAACUUUUAAGGCUAGAUCUCAUGAAUCCUCUCUUGAACAGCUCCAGUAGAGAAGUGAAGGUGCAGAUUUGUAAGUCUGGACAAGUCACUGCAAUUCCCUUCUGGUAUCACAUACAUCUAGAUGAAGACCAUAGUUUGAAUACAUCAGAUGAGUUCUCGCACUGGAAACAAGCUGCAGUUGUUCUAGAUAAGCCUAUCCAAGUUCAGCUUGGAGAUGAACUUGUGCUUGAUGUCCAGCAUCAUAAAAGCAAUAUUAGCAUUACAGUAAGACAGUGAAGAAUGUCAGCUGGAAAUGGAUGUUGGGUUAAUUAUCUAUGCAUACACAAUUUGUUCAACAUGACUGAUAUUAACUUAUAUUAAAGUCUACAUUUUAUCUACUGAUCCCAGAGGCUAUUUUAUUGCUGUAAUAUAGUUUGUAAAUUUUUAAGUAUUUAUUGAUUAACUAAAACUCGCGCUGCAAGGCUAUCUUACCAGCCAGUUAGAGGGGAGAUAUUGUUUUCACUGUAGCAAGAAAAUUGAUUGCUAGCUAUUAUUGUUUUGGGGUUUUUUAACUUCUAAUAGCUAUGAAAGAACAGACUUAUUGAACAGGUAUCUUCUAUUACAGGAAAGCUCCUGAUUUAUAAAUCCAUGUUAUUUACCAUGUUCAGCUACUGUAGCUCUGAAUAUUGCAUAAAUCCUCUGUCCCACUUCUACAGUCACUGAGAGAGUUCUGUCAGGGCACUGUUAUUGCUAGUAUGAGGAAAAAGCAUCUGAAUGGCUAUAGUAAAAACAAAGUGUUGUUAUAAACAGCUGUGGUUGUUUAAGAUAGAGGCUUUGUUUUUUUUUUUUUUUUUUUCUCUCCAAACCUUGGUUCCACUUCUCAGUCAUGUAGGUAUAACUUUACUUAAAAAUGUAGUGAGAUCUUCACCUUGUAGUAGGGACUGUACUACCAUUCCCAUUGCAGUAUCACAUGUUACUGUUGUAGGUGUACAAUUAUAACAAGUCAUAAAGGAAUGCUGUAGAAUAAGUUAAGUUAUACAGCAAAGGUCAAGCUAGGAAACUUCAGUUAGAGAAUGGCAGUAUGUCUGGUAAUGUAAUGGGACUGAGGGCUUUUUUAGGCUAUGGGGAAGCUGGUGUUACAUAUUCCAUUAAUCACAUCACAGUACUUCUGUUCCUUUUCUGCAGCAUUACCCUUCAGCAUAAUGCAGGCAAAUAGGUUCUUUGUUACAUUUCUCUCCAAAUAAAAGACUAAAAAGCUGUUAA